Messenger RNA from Etheostoma cragini (Arkansas darter), 437 nucleotides. RefSeq names its product protein PET117 homolog, mitochondrial (gene pet117). The coding region runs from base 97 to 324 and encodes 75 amino acids. The record is from RefSeq and is a predicted model, not a curated record. Gene Ontology annotation, biological process: mitochondrial respiratory chain complex IV assembly. NCBI's taxonomy places the organism in Eukaryota, Metazoa, Chordata, Actinopteri, Perciformes, Percidae. The transcript has 2 exons. Gene Ontology annotation, cellular component: mitochondrion.
AGAAGAAGAAGAAGAAGAAAGAAGUAGUAGAAGAAGAAGCGCUGCAGCAUCAGAGCCAGUUAGCAGCUGGCUAACGUGAAGCUAAAGGCUAACGGCAUGUCUACGACCUCUAAAGUGGUUCUGGGAGUUUCUGUAGUUCUGACUCUGAGCACCGUGGCUGCUGUUCACCUUAACCAGUCCUGGGACAGACAGCGUCUGCACGAGGGUGUAGUCCGGGAUCUGGAGCGGCUGGAGAGGAAGAAGGACAAUCUGAGACUGCUGGAGGAGCAGAGGACACUGACUGCACAGCUGGAGGCAGAGAGACAGCGCAGACAGACAGGCUGAGACAGGUAAACACACCAAGAGACAGACAGGUAAACACACCGAGAGACAGACAGGCUGAGACAGGUAAACACACCGAGAGACAGACAGGCUGAGACAGGUAAACACACCGAGAG